This is a messenger RNA of Grosmannia clavigera kw1407, 1308 nucleotides long. Its product is annotated as ankyrin repeat protein. Lineage: Eukaryota; Fungi; Ascomycota; Sordariomycetes; Ophiostomatales; Ophiostomataceae. The coding region runs from base 1 to 1308 and encodes 435 amino acids. The record is from RefSeq and is a predicted model, not a curated record. The transcript is spliced from 8 exons.
AUGUCGGUUGUGUUUGUUUCCGAACAGGGUGGCAAUGCUCGCACAAACCUUCGCUCGUUAUUCCGCAUAGUGUUUCCCAGCGUGCCCCUCCCAACUCCCCCGGGGGACUUCAUCGGCCGCCUGGCAAGCACCAAGAACGUUCCCGCCCGCCAGGUUGUUACCCCCUACAUCGCCUACGAGACCGAACUGCGGCACAAGUUCGCCGAGGGACAAAAUAUUCCGCAAAAUGCCAACAUGAUACCCAUCUACGACGGCCAUGAGAAUCUCGUAAAGUUUUGCCAUCACGGCCGCAAUAUAUUGGACAAGACCAAGUAUAUCAUGCCGCUGCCGCAGUCGCUGACGGGAAAUCACGGCGAUCCGGCAAUCACACUGAGCCUCGCUGACUACCGGAAGAAUUUUCGCGCUUUUACUCACGGUCUCUUCCACGACAUGGAUUGGGGAAACAUGGUCGUCGCAGGCUCUUCUGCCCUUCUGCCUCUACUACCGUAUCGGGAAAAGCCGAGCCGGCCCAGGGUGCCGACAGGAAGUAACCCGCUCGAGGAGUACUCUUACACUGCUCGGUACAGCGACAUCGACAUAUUCCUCUACGGCAUAAACGAAAAAGAGGCCAUCAACAAGAUCAUAAAUAUCAACGAGAUAAUCCUCAGAAUAUAUCAGUCCCCCAGCGAGAUCCUCACUGGGUUCGACGUCGACUGCGCCUGUGUCGCCUACGACGGAAAUCAAGUGUUAACAAAUCCUCGAGGUAUCACGGCCAUUGUGACGCGCACGAACGGGAUUGGUAUCACCCGACGGAGUCCAUCUUAUGAAAAUCGCCUCUGGAAAUACAGACAUCAAAACUUUGACGUUUACUGGGAAGAUCUCGACCGAAGACGAGUCCGCAUCAAAUUUCCCGAUGACGGCCCCCAACGUGGUCUUGCACGGCUGCUCAUGUUUGAGAAAAGGGCCGCCAAGGGCCUCCAGACCCACUACAUAAUUCAGAGGCACGUCGGCCGUGUCGACGACAACGGCGAUCCCUCGCAGGCGGAUGCCAGCGGAUACAUGCGGCAGGAGCUGCCAAUGGGGGAGAGAUUUACAUCUCAGAGCGUCCACAACUAUGUCGUCAAGCACUCAAAAGAGCCCUACUAUUUCGGAAACAUCUCCCAAGUCUGCACCGUCGGUAACAAAUCAGGAUCGCACAAGAACCCGAAGCUGAUCGGCAAGAUCCCUUUUAUUAAAGACAACCCAGGGCGCCAGAUGAUCGGUAGCUUCUAUCCUUUGACAGCCAACGACUGGACAGCACACGCGUACAGGGCGCGGAAGCACAAGUGA